CGUCUGCAAAGUACAAUGGUUGUUAUGUAGUUUAUGUUGUUUCUAUGUUUACUUCGUGUAUAGGGGAGUGAUUGGUUUUGAUGUCAUAAUUACUUCUGGUGACAUCACAGCCUUCUUUUGUGUCACAGUAGCGUUAGGUGAUUUUGAUGUUACAACAAUAAGCUUUGAUGACGUCACAGUCGGUUUUGAUGAUGUCACAAUUGUUUUUUUGACAUUUGCUUCAGUUUGACCGUCAGGUGUCGCAGCUUUGGCGGGAGCUGUAAACAUAGAAAUGUUAGAAAUAUAAAUAAUAUAGAAAUAGCAAUAUACUAACUUUUAGCUUCUUUAUAUCCCAAACGUUGAAGAUAGGUCUUGCUGUUUGUAAGGUUGUUGUUCGUAGCUAUCAACGCUUUCCUGUAACAAUGGUUGUUAUUACGUCACUAGUAUAUGACGUGAUUUAUUUAUACCUGACGUCAUCAAUAUUCGCUUGUGGAUAUAACAAUCGUAGCAGUGUGACGUAAUGAGUUUUAACAAUCACCUGUCAAUCAACAAAUUAAUCAAACUCUUUGACGUCAUACUAACGCAAGUUACCUGUGACGACUAUAUGACGUAACCUUUGUGAUGAUACAACAAACCAAUGUCUAAAAGUGUUCGAAUACUACGUAAACUACGUAACAAUCAAGAUGUUAUCGAAGAACUUACAACUCUAGCACUUACUCAUUGUGAUAUAUUUGUUUGUAUUAUGACGUCACAUGCGCGUUUCUGUUAAAUAUUAAUUUCUGAAAUAUUUGGUGGGGAGGAAUAAAUAGCGACUGUAAUAUACUAUUUCUAUGCUGGAUUCAUGGGUAUUUAACCGUGACGAAAGUAACUCAAGCAUGAAAUAUUUUUGCGUUUUGAUUGGUUGAGGGAAAUGUUGUAGAAUUUGGCAACAAACAGGGGAUUGUGAUGUAAUAGCCAACCAUAAAGACUUUGUGACGUGAUAAUGGACGAUAUAGACUUUAGUGACGUAAGUGAUGAAGUCAUAGACUUAGCGACGAAUUACGCGGAUAAAUAUGUUGAUUAUGUUGAGAAUUUACCGUUUGAUUUGCAACGAAACGUCACAAGAUUGAGGGAAAUUGACUGCACUUGUCGAGAGGUGGUCGGCGAGAUUGAAUCGCUUUACGAUGGAUUUGCGAAUGACGGGGAAACAAAAAAACGAUCGGGUUUGGUUCAAAUUCAACGAUUGUUGGGUCGUUGUCAGGAACUUGGGGAUGAAAAGAUAUUUAUUGUUCAGCAGAUAAACGAAAUGAUUGAGAAUCGGAAGAAAAGUCUCGAACAUUCAAGUUAUCGGUUCAAGAUAUCGUAUCGCCCCGAUCAAAAAGAUGAGUUUCGUCGCGAAGCUAAUAAAGUUGACAAUCAUCGCUCGAAACGAACUCGACGCCGACAAAAUCAAUAUCAAGAUAAGGUUAAAUACUCCAUGAUGGAUUCUGGGUUCGCCAAGAGUGGUAACCACGGUAACGGAAGUUCGGCAAACCAACCACUGGAGGUCAGGAAAGAGCAAUCGAGGACAAACAAAGACGAGACGCAGAAAAGUGAAAAGGUCGAGAAAAAAGAACCAAUCUCCAUGGCAACCACUAUAGCACUCCCGGUGGCUGUUGUGUCAACUUUGAAAUCUACGACAACUAAACCAUCAACAAAAGUUACAACUUCUUCCAAACCUUCCACGUCAAGUUCUAACGGUUCAAACAAAUCGAUCAAUAAAGGAAAAAAGAAAAAGAAAUCUAGCAGGCCCCAACUUGAACGAAUGUCGACUCGCUCUCCAUCGCCUCAAGUGGACGUCCCGAUUGACCCCGACGAGCCAACUUACUGCGUUUGCGAUCAAGUAUCUUUUGGACAAAUGAUUGGUUGCGAUAAUAAGAAGUGCCCCAUCGAGUGGUUUCAUUUCUCAUGUGUUGGUUUAACUCUGAAACCGAAAGGUCGUUGGUAUUGCCCCGACUGCCUGCGAGACAUGAAGUGCAAAAAGAAAAGGGAAAAAUAAAGUUUUCAAAUGUAGAACAAUCGAUUUUGGAAAUAUUCAAAUGUUUCUUAUUAUUUUGUAACACUCCCCUUUAUUGAUUAUCUGUGACGUCAUAAUCAGCUGGUGUUUCACGGAUCGAUGAUUUCGAUUGUCAUGGGGAAGUACGUCACACAUGAUAAUGAGCAUUAUGACGUAAAUAAUGUUUAAUAAUAUAGCGGUCGUCGCGGUUUUAUUCAUUUAAAAUAAUAUCAUUGCCAUGUUUAUUGUUACGUCAUAGAAGCGUUUGUCAUCGAUAGUAGGGUAUUGUUUUAUAACAAA
Ciona intestinalis (vase tunicate) is the source of this 2293-nucleotide messenger RNA. The record is from RefSeq and is a predicted model, not a curated record. Lineage: Eukaryota; Metazoa; Chordata; Ascidiacea; Phlebobranchia; Cionidae.